UAACGUGAAUAAUAUUUUAAUUAUAGUAAUUAUGAAUAUUCAAAUUUUGAUUGAAAAUAAUUGGGUGUGUUCGAAUUGUAAAAUUUGAUGAGUUUUUCCCCUAGAACUAAACUGAUUUCGCCAUUUAAAAGAAGGUGUUACACACCAGCUAAAGGUGAAAUGUGUAGAUAAGAUAUCUAAAAUAUUUAUUUAUAGACAUCUUAUGUGCAACUUAUCCUUCCUGCAUUAGAAAAGGUAGUUGAAACAAAUCGCAAUAUUUUCGAGCACUCGUUAUUGUCCCUGAAAUAUUACUUUAACCUGUAUCUCGAAAACAAAGCGUUUGCAAGCCCAUGUUUACAGGACAUUUCUUCUAAAAAUUAUCCAAGGAAUGUGUCUGUUCACAGUCAACUGUGGAUUCAAUAGAUUUCAAUUACAUAUUAUAUUCCUUACAAAUUGAUAUUGCAUUUUUGUUCCUUAAAUCAUCAUAUUCGAUUUUGGCGAUUGACAUACUCAUUUAUUUCAUUAGAUAAAGUGAUUUUCUUUGUAACCGUGAGAAAAUUGAACCCUGCAUUGUUCAUUCAUAAGCACGCGAAGAAUUCGUUCAAACAAUGUGAAUAAGUUCAGUUUGAACAUGAAAGAUUGUCGUAGAGUCGUCGAUAUCUUGAAUUGUGCCAUGAACAUUUUUGGAUGUUCGUUAUCAAAAAAUGGAAAGUUUUUAGAUGCCAGACCUCCCUCAAUAGCUUUGUUUCUGUUGGUCUUAUUUUACCUGAGCUCACUCAAUGAAUUUUGGAGUACAAACACUUCUUAUACCAAAUCAACGCAAGAGCCCGUUGUUCUUCUUAUUGGAGGAUUCUCAGCUUGUAUGAUACUGUUUUAUCGCAUCAAAAAUAGAUAUUAUUUCGAGAAAUUGAUGAAUUCACUUCAUAACGAGAGUUUUGAAGUAUCCGAUAUUCAAAAAAGAAACUACGGAAUUAUAUUGAGAGUGACUAUUAUAUUUACUGGUGUUCUUAUUAUUAUUGUCUUCAAGAUAUAUGUUGAUGUUGAACAUUGGAGUUCCAGAAAAGUAAGUCUUCUGGCGGAUUAUGUUUCAACUGUAAUUAUCUAUUUUGAGUUGAUAUACAUCGUCAGCCUUUUGAAUUUUUUAAGACAUGCUGUAGACCGCAAUCUGAAAAUGAUUAGAUCUUUCAUAAGUAUAUCUGACAGUUUUCCUCCAUACAAAAUGACCCAAAGUGAAAAUGCAGAUUUGAUUAUUAUUGAUUGGACAAGGAAUUCAAUAUCUUUAGAAAAUCACAAAAAGGCUAAUCAGUUUAUCGUUGCUGCCAUUGACUGUAUGUCUUUUUUGUUUGAUAUUUUUGAUUUCUUUUCUCAAACAUUUGAAAUCACGGUAAAAUUUUGCUACGGUACUUUUAUUACACUGCUUUAUCAACAGAUCUAUCUCAUUUUGCGAGAAUUCUGGAUUCUAGAGCAUCUAAGGGAAACUGUAUACUUUUUGUUAUUGUUGGGAAUUUUUCUCUAUAUGUACUACAUUUACUUUUCACUUAGAAAAACGUUGAAAAUUUUCAGCAUAUUAAUUUUGGAGAAGCUGUUCAUUUAUGGAAUCAACUGUAGCUUUGAUGAUGAUGAAAAAAUAAAAAAAUUGAAUUUGCUGCAUGAGAAUAUAAUCAAGAAAAUGACAAUUAGAGUACAAUAUUAUGGACGAUACGCUGACAACAAAAUUUGGAGCACCAUCUUAUUAACGUUUAUUAUUAGUACCACAUUACUGAAAUUUUGA
Messenger RNA from Harmonia axyridis, 1750 nucleotides. RefSeq lists its product as uncharacterized. The transcript is spliced from 2 exons. The coding region runs from base 611 to 1750 and encodes 379 amino acids. NCBI's taxonomy places the organism in Eukaryota, Metazoa, Arthropoda, Insecta, Coleoptera, Coccinellidae. The record is from RefSeq and is a predicted model, not a curated record.